Molecule: messenger RNA, 732 nt
Organism: Brassica oleracea var. oleracea
Lineage: Eukaryota; Viridiplantae; Streptophyta; Magnoliopsida; Brassicales; Brassicaceae
Exons: 1
Coding region: 1-732 (243 amino acids)
Source: RefSeq, a predicted model, not a curated record
AUGCUGAAAUCUUGGUUGCUCAACAGCGUUACUAAGAAGAUUUACACUAGUAUCUUGUACUUCUCUGUGGCUGCUGAUAUGUGGAAAGACCUUCACACUCACUUUCACAAGUCCAACCUUCCUAGAUUGUACAAGCUUCAUCAUCAACUCCUCUCUUUGCGUCAAGGCACUAUGGACUUAUCCUCUUAUCAUACUCAGACGCAAACAUAUUGGGAAGAAUUUUCCAGUAUUCAAGCUCCUGCGACUACAGUUGAAGAGUUAUUGGCUCAAAGGGAAACAAAUCGAGUUAUUGACUUCCUUAUGGGGCUUAAUGAAAGCUAUGAUCAUGUUAGAAGUCAGAUUCCCAUGAAGAAAACCUUGCUAUCUCUCUCUGAAGUCUACAACAUACUGGACAAUGAAGAUUCUCAACGAUCUGCUCCCAUUCCUCCUUCGAGUGGUGUUGAAUUGUCAGCAUUUCAAGUCUCAGGCAAUCAAGGAAACUCUCAAUAUCAGAAAGGUAGACCCGUUUGUACCCAUUGUGGCGCAUUUGGGCACGUUGUGGAUCGUUGCUAUAAGAAACACGGCUUUCCUCCUGGUUUUAAACCAAAGUCCAAGUUUCAGAAGCCACUCAACGGUCAGCAGAAUGCAUCUGCGAACAUGGUUGCUAUUCCUGAUAACUCUGAGAUGAUUUCUCAGCCUCAGCAGUCUGCAGCUCCUGAUGAAUGCUACUUCUCCUGUUGCUCUCACUCCUGA